This is a messenger RNA of Porites evermanni, 1086 nucleotides long. NCBI's taxonomy places the organism in Eukaryota, Metazoa, Cnidaria, Anthozoa, Scleractinia, Poritidae. The record is from the annotation of a GenBank genome assembly.
AUGACUUUCGCUGAGAGGAAUGUUUUCUUAUCGAGGAUGUGGAAAGAGCUUUCUGAAGAGGAACGAAAUGAAUUUAACAGAAGAGCCCUCUCUGAAGAUGUAAUAACAAAAAAGGAACAGAUAAAAAGAACUUUAAAAAAAGUGAAACGGGAGGUAAAACUUUGAAGAAUUGAAUAAAUAAUUAUAGAAUUGAACUUCUCCAACUUAAUGAUAAGUAACUUAAUUGAACUUAUAGAAUUGUAAUUUGUUAUUGUCAUUAGUAGCAGUAGUAGGAGGACCAGUAUAUUGUAGAAUUUUCAUGCUUAAAAGGUUUAUAAAUCGUUGCACUAGCAUAUAUACCUAGGUAAAUUCAAUUAUCACUUUUUACUGACUUACACUCCGUCCUUUCUCUCCGCACAUCCUAUGUAAACAGACUUGAUUCUGAGGUUUUGUCAAUUGAUAUGAAACUUGACAUACUUAGUUGUUAAACCUUGUUCUUAUUAGAAAUUCUUAUUAUUAUUAUUAUUCUUCUUAUUAUUAUCAUCAUCCACGUUAAACACAGCUUUUGGAUAGGUUGAUAGAUGAUUAUUAAUAUUAUUAUAAAUAAUAAUACUAAUAAUACUAAUAAUAAAAUGUUUCAACAGGAUGACCAUUUCAGUUAUAAAAACUGCUAUCAAUAUGGGCCCUGUAUAAAAAUAAAUGAAUAAAUAGAUAAAAACUUAAUUAUAUAUGAAACUGGAAUACAUUACAUAAUUAUAAUCAGUAAAAAAAGGCAGCCUCGGUAUGAACAAGAGUGCAUACAAUCAUUAAAAAAGGGUAGCCCCCUUAUAAAAAAAGACCCUAUUAUUAUCAAUUAAUUAACUAAGUAAUAUUUUGUUAUCAUCGCGGCUAAUCUCUAGAAAUGUUCUUACAUUUCGAUAUCUCUCUUUUGUUUGUCAGUGUGACAAUCUCAAGGUUUUAGGGGUAAAGUGCCUUUUUAUGUGCGACAUGGGAAAAGGCGACGUAGAUGUUUUUGGUCACCCGAGAGCGAUUCAGUUCGUGGAGAGCAACCGGCUUGCCCCCAAGUUCUACUCGUUUGUAAAUGGAGACGGUAAGUUUCAGAUAUGA